AUGUCUCCCUUUAAGACGGCUGAUAUUUUAUUGAAAGCUAUGAAACAACUCGACAUCAUGGAGUCAACCGUCACCGUCGAGAAAGCCAACGCUAUGAAGCUAGCCAGCACCUCCGAGACAGUCGACACUGCCGAGCCAGUCAACACCGCUGAGCUAGUUAACACGACGAAGUUAGUCGCCGCCAUGAAGUCAAUCAACGCCACAAAGUCGGCCAAAACCAUGGAUCUAGUCGAGCAAGAACAAAUGAGCAUGGACCUCCUUUGCGACCAGUUUUCCAAGAUGAAGAUUAUCCAAGAGCCCGACGACUGCCACAAGCCCGUCCACCACGGCCCGAAAGAGUGCCAGCUAACAUACUCACCCCCCUACCGCAUGCCCGAGCGCGACAGCAAGCCGCCAAACUACAUGAUCAAGUUCGACCUGGCCCCGGGCCACAUCGCCCUCCCGCGCAUCUACCGCACGCUCUCGUGCCCCGCCCACGCGACCUUCGCCUCGCUACACCUGGCGCUCCAAGUAGCCUUCGAGUGGACCGGAACCCACCUUUACGAUUUCGGGGUCGUGGACCCUACGUUCGUGGACUACACUCCGGUAGAGGACGAGAACGCGGCCGCGUGGCUCAUUCACGCGGCGCAGAAUACGCCGGAUGGAGAGCCGCUGCCGCCGUUCCCGGAGCGAGAGGAGGGGGCGUCGAGGCGCUUUUUGCUGCGCUUGGUGGAUCCUACGAGUGAUGCGUUUUAUCGACGCGCGGAUCGUCUGUGUGAGGGACUGAGAGGACAUCCUAGAACGCUGGAGAGCGGCGCGGAUGAGGUGGAGUUGUGUGAGGUCUUUGAGGAUCCUGAGUAUCGAGGCAAGCAAUUCACUUAUACCUACGACUUUCACGAUAAGUGGGACCACCACAUGACAAUCCUGGGACGCGGAGAGGCGACAGAAAAGUUCGCGUGCAUCGACGGCCUCGGCCACUGCGUUGCCGAGGAGUGCGGCGGCCCGCGAGGAUGGGCUAAUCUCAAGGAGGUGUACAGCGCCGAGCACCCGAACCAGGAACAGCUCAGCUACCGCUUUCUCUACGAGCACGGAUGUCCCAACGGCGACCCGAACGGCCUCGCUGGCACCCGCACGUAUGAGUGGGAUAGGAACACAGUAAACACUGUUCUCGCGGAUUAUGACCUCGCCGACUUCGUCCAGGGAUUCGGAAACCCGAACUAUCAGUCGCAGCCAAGGGACGUGCACAUGGCAUCCACUAGCCUAUGGGCCCAGUGA
Messenger RNA from Hypoxylon fragiforme, 1254 nucleotides. RefSeq lists its product as uncharacterized. Lineage: Eukaryota; Fungi; Ascomycota; Sordariomycetes; Xylariales; Hypoxylaceae. Bases 1 to 1254 code for a protein of 417 amino acids. The record is from RefSeq and is a predicted model, not a curated record. The transcript is spliced from 3 exons.